Molecule: messenger RNA, 900 nt
Organism: Cyclocybe aegerita
Lineage: Eukaryota; Fungi; Basidiomycota; Agaricomycetes; Agaricales; Hemipholiotaceae
Source: the annotation of a GenBank genome assembly
UGGCGCAGUCAACGACCUUCGUCAACCCCAUGUCUUCCUAUUCCCCGUUCUUCUCGUCUGGCUUCCUCGCACCGCACAGUUCUCGCCCGCAACUGCGUAUGUCGACGUCGGACUCGGAGAGCUCGUCAUGCCCGCCAUCGCCUUCCUGCACUUCUUCGCCCAUGCAUGAAGAUUUGGCCAUGGACUUCGAGCUCGCCGAGCUGCUCAAGGAGGUUACAGCCGGAUCCAGGAGAAGCGUUACACCAACCCCUGGCAGCAUCGACCAAUCAACACCUGUUCCAUCGCCGCAGACAGGCAGACUCUCCUCUUCCACUGGGUCCCAGUCCUCCUCCUCCUCGCACCCCCGCCUUCGCAAAAGACGGUCCAGCUUGACGCUGGGAGCGUCGCCGAUGGUGUCCAUCCGCUCGCCAGCUCGCUCAGCCGGAAACGCCCUCCACAUGCAGAUGCAGCUCCCACCGACAAGGUCAAGAAGCGGGAGCGUCGGGAUGAGCAUUGCGACGGAGGAGAAGAGCCUCGUGGGGCGCAUGCGCAGUGGGAGCUGCUCGAGCGUCGGACCAGGCGUCGUGGUCGAUGCACCGCAGGUGGCCAUCUCAUCAUCAUCAAAGUACGUCAGGCCUCGUCGCCUCGGCCGUAGAGUGUACACGACCCCCAUUCCCGCCCCACUUGCACCUGCGCCGACGACCCCUCUUCCCUCGCCGCCGAGUCAGCAGUCUGGCUUCCCCUCGGCUAAGGCUCCAAGGCUGCGGCCUGCGAACAUCAAUCUCGCGAGUGCUAAUCCCGUCUCGGCCGCCAUGAAGUCGCCUGCGCCGACCUCUGCCCGCGCCCGCGGUCUCUCCGUCUCGAGCAGCGCUCUUGACGGGGCUGAGAACCGCAUCGACGAGGAUAUGAAAGAAAAUUAGC